Micropterus dolomieu (smallmouth bass) is the source of this 3569-nucleotide messenger RNA. RefSeq names its product collagen alpha-1(V) chain-like. The transcript has 2 exons. NCBI's taxonomy places the organism in Eukaryota, Metazoa, Chordata, Actinopteri, Centrarchiformes, Centrarchidae. Gene Ontology annotation, biological process: translational elongation. Gene Ontology annotation, molecular function: extracellular matrix structural constituent. Bases 807 to 1142 code for a protein of 111 amino acids. The record is from RefSeq and is a predicted model, not a curated record. Gene Ontology annotation, cellular component: cytoplasm; nucleus.
UUUUUUGUAUUUUGAAGGCAGAUUUUUCCAUAUUAAGCCUCACACAUUAGUACAGCUUUCAGGCAUUUUAUCUUGAAAAUAUUUAGCACUCUUCCUCUAUCAUCACCCGAUCUAUUGUUUAAGAACGUGUACUUUAUAUGGUGGGUAAAAUUCAAUAUUUUUUUAUUGUCAACAAAUCCCUAUGAAAAGACCAAAACCAACAAAGAAUGCACCUUUUCCCUCCUGUGUGAGUAACAUUUGCUAGAAGUUGCCAGUAUCCAGUUUUUUUAGGAAAUGAGUCUUUUAAAAAAUGUGAACUAUAUAUUUGUGACAAUAGGAAUGAGUGAGCUUGGCGCUGAGUGCCACUAGCAGGAUAGGUAAGUUGGAAAGCAUAGCAGUAGAGAAAAACUCACACAUUGUUGGUAUUGGUCUUUUAAUGGGAUUUAUUGACGGUAAGAAAAAAAAAUAGAAUAACCAGUCUUAUCAUUCAAUGAUCAGGUCAAUAUGAGGUCCUGUGUUUUCUAAGAAUUAGAAGAGAAACACAUUCUAGACACCGAAACACAGCAGUGAAAACAGGACUGAAAAUUACUAGUCUUAAAUUAAAUUAAAAUGGCUCCCAAAAGACAAAAAAGACUGCACAGUAUAGAUAUAAAACUGGGUUCAGUAAAUCUUUUUAGGAUAUUCAGGAUGUUCUUCUUCUCGGCCCACUAAUUCUUUAAUCUGGUCCCUUCUCCCGGUGUUACGUUUUUGAUGCUCAACCCCGUCUGUGUUCCUUUUUGCAGCUCUCCUACGUGGAUGCGGAGGGCAGCCCCAUUGGCGUGGUCCAGAUGACCUUCUUGCGGUUGCUGAGCGCGGCAGCCAAGCAGAACCUGACAUACAACUGCUACCAGUCGGUGGCCUGGCACGACCAGGACCAGGAUAACUAUGACAAGGCCAUCCGCUUCCUGGGCUCCAAUGAUGAGGAGAUGUCUUAUGAUAACAACCCCUACAUCCGCGCCCUGGUCGAUGGCUGUGCAUUGAAAAAGGGCUAUGAAAAGACAGUACUUGAGAUCAACACACCAAAGGUGGAACAGGUGCCAUUUGUGGACAUCAUGUUCAACGACUUUGGCGGUUCCACGCAGAAGUUCGGAUUCGAAGUGGGCCCUGUCUGUUUCAUGGGCUAAGACUGUUUACUGAGCAAAUGGAGAAAAAAAAGCAUAUAAUUGUUUUCUCAGAAAAAAAAAACAUUUGAAAAAGAAUAGGACAAUUCUAUUUGUAAAAAAGUUACUUUUUUCCAUAAAGCAACAAGUAUGAGUAAAAUGAAAUCAAGUUGAGAAUACAGUGAAAUUCUAUAGGAAUAGAGGAAAACAAAAUAACCUUGAAACCUCAGUGUGCCUUCUCCAUCACAUGCAAGUUUUGAAACUGGAUGUCAGGUCCUGCCUCCUACACAACACACUCGCGCGUAACAAAACCCUAGCCCCAUGUCAUCACACUUGAUUUAGCCUCUGUUUUUUUUUUUUUUUUGACCCAAACAACGAAGGCGACCCUGAGAGCUGCAGCCGGUCCAGAUGCUCGCAGUAUUUUCCAUGGACUCCAUCUGAUUUGGCCCUUUUCUUUUCUUCAGUUCUGAUCUCAUGUUUUUCCCUCAUCUCCCUGGCUUUUUUCCACUUGCCUGUUUGUUUGCUCAUUCACUACAGGAGCUUUGUUUGUGCAUAAUUGUCUCCCCAUUCUCUUAGAAUGGAUCUUAUAUAUAUAAAUAUAUAUAAAUAAUUUUAAUGUUUGUAAGUACAUUCUGUAUAUUGUUCCUGGUAAUGUUUAUUGCUUCUGGCUUCAAAACAUGCAUGUGACUUUAUUAAUUGUGAGGUAGGAGACAAUGGAUACGGGGAUAACAUCUAAAUUGUAGAAAUAUAUCGAAAGUGAGGAAAUUUGACUUGUAAAUUGAAAAACAAAACAAAAUUUGGGAAGUCCUGUCUUGUUGCAGUUGUGGAGCACACCUUGUUGUAAUUUAAAAACAGAAUGGAAAUAAAAGACAAAAACAAGCUCUGUGAUAUUAUGUGACAGUUUGAUUUGCAUAACGAACAAAAAUAAUACAUUCCUCCUUUUGUGCCCUCUGAACAGAACACCUACCUUGGUGGCAAUAUCAUUAACUUAAUAAACAGCUUCUGUUUUUUUAUACUCAACUAUCUGACUAUGCAAUGGGAGAUGAUGUCACAUUUUAAUGAAAACACAAAGAAAUCAAAACAUAGGUGCUAUUUUCUUUCUUCUGUGGUGCUAUGUAUUUUUCUAGUUUUUGUUGUUUGAAUGAAAGGAAAUUUGUGGUGAUAAUAUUUCCAUCACCAGCAUCACCCUUGACUCUCUUGACCACCAUGUCUGACGCAGGUGGAUCUUUGCUGCAUCCAUUUUGUUUUGUUUUUUGUUCAGCUGUGGUGUUUGCAUGCCAUUUCUCUACAUAUCCACUCACAGAUCAGUGCAGCAUGGCGGCGGUAUGUUAUCUCCUGCUUCAGCGGACAGCACAGAUAUGAAACAUGUACCAAAUGUUGGAAUAACAGGAGGAAACUAAGAUGGUGCUGUUGGCUUUGCGUAUCAUUGCUCUAAGACGCUGCAUUAUGGCUCUUGCUGUUGGAUCAUCUGUGCCACAUCAAACUGAUGGAGUUGGGAAGUGGACAUGUGGUGAUUGGGCCUAAGGGAUAUGGUCCAAAGUUUGGUGUAUGAAACCCUAAACGCUGCCACCAAAGAUUUUUACGAAUAUAUUUAGCUUUAAGGGCCAUGGUGGUUUGAAAUAUUUUAUUUUUUAAUGGGAAACAACUUGAAAAGUAUUUUUCUUGAUUUAAUCACAGGAGAAGCAGGCCACCAAAUUAGAAAGAUGAAAGGGUUUGAUUAUGCAGUGUCAAAAAUUGCUUGUUGGUCUACUAUUUUUGCCCUUAUUGUAAUUAUGCUCUGUUCAAACUAUGCACUCUCUAUGCUUAUGACCACUAGUAUCUACCACAGAAUUUUACAGCCCUUCAUACAUAGGUUUGUUUCCUUUUUUUUAUCUUCAAAUAUGUGACUUGAACCAUUUCUAUUAAGAUAACUCAAUAUUGCUUGUAGAUCUUUGGCUUUAUUUGUCGUUGUGAUGCAGUACACCUAAAUUUAACACUUUGCUCUCAAUAAAAAGGACAAACAAAUUUUUGUACAUUUCCAGAACCAGCAGUGAUGCUGCCAUUGUUUUUGUUUAAUUUUUAUUUUAUUUUGUAGAUUUCCGUUUAUCUGUUUGUUUGUUUUCACAGUCUUGUCAAACCUGUGUAAGGAUAAGAGGAUAGAAGUUAUAUUGGUUUUUAUGUCAAUAAAUUCAAGUUUACUGUGGCCAUCCACUCUUGUAUGUCUUUUGAAGCAUUAAAACCUAUCUGUAUGCAUGAAAUUGUAAAGUUUUUUCUCUUGUUGUUAUAACUGUGUAGAGUGACAUGAUCUCCAGUCCACGUUUUAUUCAUCAGGAUACAUCAGUUUUUCAAUGGUCAUGUCCACAAUUGUGAAGUGGAGAGAAAAUGAUGAACUUGUAACUCUACCAAAGCCAAUGUUCAUUUGUAGUAUAUUUAUUGUAUUAUUUAAAAUAAAAAAAUAAAUGUUAAAUGAUA